AUUACCACAUUUUCACUAACUACCACUAGACGAUGCCAACUAACAAUCACGUACAAAAGGAGAAGUUUGCGGAGGAUCGUGCUCUGUUGAGCCAACAGAACAAAGAAUAUGCGGAGAGUCUUGCCAAGGAUAUUGCAAAGAAAGAAGAAAAGGAUAAAAUUAGAUUUGAAGCUGAACAGAAGGAGCUGAGGAAGAAAACCAUUCAGGAUUACAGAGAGAAGUUGAAAGGAACUGUAUCACAAGGACCCCUCCGUCUUCUAGUACGAUACCCCAAUGGUUCUCGAUUAAUUCUGAGCUUCUCCCCAUCACAACCGAUGACUUCACUUUUUGAUGCUAUUAUUUUGAAUCCGGCGUGCCCUGACUAUUUCUCGGUUCGAAGUGUCUAUCCUCGUGCGGAGAUUCAUUGCUAUCCAGCAUGGUAUCACACGAUUUUCAAUGCAGAAUUCAAGGAUGAAACAGAAAAAGGAGCAAAUAAUGUGGCGAAGGAGACGAAUGAAGUAAAAUGUCUAGAAACUAUUCCGAAUAACUCAAUCCUCUACGUGAAUUUGAUUCAAUGAAGUCAAACUCAUCUUGACUAU
Molecule: messenger RNA, 578 nt
Organism: Caenorhabditis elegans
Lineage: Eukaryota; Metazoa; Nematoda; Chromadorea; Rhabditida; Rhabditidae
Gene: ubxn-5
Product: UBX domain-containing protein 5
Exons: 3
Coding region: 33-557 (174 amino acids)
Source: RefSeq, marked reviewed